Molecule: messenger RNA, 987 nt
Organism: Microdochium trichocladiopsis
Lineage: Eukaryota; Fungi; Ascomycota; Sordariomycetes; Xylariales; Microdochiaceae
Exons: 1
Coding region: 1-987 (328 amino acids)
Source: RefSeq, a predicted model, not a curated record
AUGGCCACAGCAGUCUCUGACCCUGAUCCGGCCAUGGGAUCAAGUCAGGUUGACAUCGCAGAGGAUGGCGACGUCAUCCUUGUCAUUGGAGCCAAACCGGAGCAAAAGAAGCUUCGAGUCUACUCUCAGUGCUUGAAGGCUUCGUCGAAGGUCUUCAAAGCCAUGUUCAGUGGUAAUUGGCGCGAGGGACUGAACCUUUCCGAAGACGCCCCUCCAUCGGUCGAGCUUCCCGAGGACCACCCAAGGGCUAUGCUAUAUAUAUGCCGCACGAUACAUUACGCAUGCUCGGGAAGUACUCUGGAUGAAAGUACAUUGGCAGCUGAGAUUCUCAAGAUCGCUGUGCAGGCUGACAAAUAUGAUCUCAUGCACAUCUUCGGUGGCCAGAUCGGCCGGGCAUUGGCUUCUCCUCCGCUGGAAACUAUGGAAGAUCGCUUGUAUUGCCUGUCUGCCGCGCUAAUGAUUAAGGAUGAACCUGCUAUCAAGACAGCGUCCUUCGGUGUGGUCUCCCGUCACGUUGGCCGCUAUUCCAAGUUCAUGGACAAUGAUCUACUCCGAGCAUUUCUCACCUACGACAACAUCUGUGAGUAUUCACUUUGCAUUCGAAGAGUGGAAUGGUACUUAUCAUCCUUCGAUCAUCCCACAGAUUUACUCGAGGAAGCACGAACCCUGCUGAGAAUGGAGCUUCUCGCUUUGCUUGAUCAAGAGAUAGUUCGUGAUCAAGACGACGGUUAUGAUCAUGCGAACUGCUACCCAAUGGCCGAUAAUUUCUCAAACCUACGCAGGGCCUGGUCUGCACUGGAUCUCCUUCGAAAGCCUGCCAUAGAUCUCAUUAUAGGUAUCCAGAACAUCUAUAUUGUUGAUUCAGCUAAUCCGAGAUGCUUCAAAUGGGAACUAGAAGGAUAUCCAGGUCCAUGCGCGGAGGAACUUCAUAAAAGGCUAAUAGGUUUGUGCACACAGGUGCGUGAUCUGUUUAUCCAAGAGGAAUGA